Messenger RNA from Rhipicephalus microplus (southern cattle tick), 805 nucleotides. Its product is annotated as FGFR1 oncogene partner 2 homolog. Gene Ontology annotation, molecular function: phospholipid binding; structural constituent of nuclear pore; nucleic acid binding. Gene Ontology annotation, cellular component: nuclear pore nuclear basket; nuclear pore central transport channel. NCBI's taxonomy places the organism in Eukaryota, Metazoa, Arthropoda, Arachnida, Ixodida, Ixodidae. The record is from RefSeq and is a predicted model, not a curated record. Gene Ontology annotation, biological process: NLS-bearing protein import into nucleus; nuclear pore organization.
CCGCGCAAGGUGUGGCCGUUGACCGUGUUUUUUUAAAAAUGUCUUUCGGUGUCUUCGACAGGACUUCGAGUUCGAAGAGAGGGCUGGUUGCUUCUCCUACCGCUGCGGGCAUGUUCGCAGGCAACUCACCGGGGACACUGCAGCAACGCCCAUCAGCCCGCCAACAGAAAUGAGCAGCACGGUGAGCAUUCAGCAGAUUCUGGGCGAGGCGCGGCGCCUGGUGGGUCGUCUGCGUGAGCAGGACGGCAACGCCGACCGCCUGCUGACUCAGGCGCAGGCCAUGAGCCAGGGUGUGGAGGCCAUGCGCCAGUACCACGAGGAGCUUGCCCAGCUCAGCUGCGUGGCGGCGACGCCGCGGCCGCGCGCUGCACUUGUCCUCUCCAUCCAGCAGGAGAACCGGCACAUGCGUGAGCUGCAACAGGAGAAUCGUGAGCUCGUCGCUGCCCUCAAGGAGCACCAGUCGGCCCUCGAGCUGAUCAUGGCCAAGUACCGGGAGCAGGUGGCACGGCUGGGCUCUGUGUGCCAGGCCGAGCAGCGCCUUGGCGAAGGUAACCAGGACUGCCACCACCUGGCCGACAAGAUCUGCGAAAUGGCCGAGGUGAUGCGGCGGGCAGCGGAGAUCGACGAGCUAUCUGGUACUCGCCAGACAGAGACCGUUGUGCGUCUGUCGACUGAGAAUGCCGUGUUGCGGCAGCUGCUCGACAUUGGUCGGCGUGCUGGCUCUGCUGGACUCGCUGAUGUGGAAGUGCAAACCGAUUCGGGAAGUGUAGCCAGCCCGGAAUAAAAUGCUUUUUUUGGUUUCUAC